Molecule: messenger RNA, 612 nt
Organism: Dovyalis caffra
Lineage: Eukaryota; Viridiplantae; Streptophyta; Magnoliopsida; Malpighiales; Salicaceae
Source: the annotation of a GenBank genome assembly
AUGACUGAUGCUUCAAAAAUCAAUGAAUCUUCAAACACGAAUAACAAAUAUGAAGAGAUAAUCUCAAACCUUCCCCAAGAUAAUGGCUGGAAACCAUUUGGAAAACUUUACAACUAUCAAGGCUUUUGGGAUCCCAAGGAUGCCCUUAUUUCUCAUUGGAUUUUUGACAUUAAAGUGAGUGGCAUCGGCUUGGAAUCCUUCCCUCUGGAAGAAGCAUUAGAGCAAUACUGCAAAGGGGUCUAUCCUUUUGGACCCUACUGGGACCAUGUUCUAGGAUUCUGCAAAGCAAGCUUGGAAUUCCCGGAGAAGGUACUAUUUGUGAAGUAUGAAGAUUUGAAGAAUGAUGGGCCAUUCCACGUAACGAGAAUGGCCGAGUUCAUGGGUCACCCUUUUUCGGUAGAGGAAAAGCAACAAGGAGUUCCAGAAAAAAUCAUGAAUAUGUGUAGUUUUGAGAAUCUGAGCAGUUUGGAGGUGAAUAAGAAAGGAAAAUAUAACACUCCUGACUUCUCUACUAUUGAAAACAAAUCUUUUUUCAGGAAAGGUAAAGCAGGUGACUGGAAAAAUCAUUUGACAAAUGAGAAGGCAGAAAAACUCGACCAAAUUAUGAAAUAG